UUCUGUAUUGUCUUUCAUUCAUUACAAACACCAAAAAUAAAGAAAAUGAAUAACGAUAGUGAUCCAUCGAAGUCACUCACCAGACCACACUUUCUGUUCGUGACAUUUGGAGCACAAGGCCACAUCAACCCAUCUCUCGAGCUCGCCAAACGCCUAGCCGUAACCAUCACCGGAGCUCGAGUCACCUUCGCCGCCCCAAUCUCCGCACACAACCGCAAUAUGCUCUCCAAAGAAAACGCCCCCGAAACCCUAAUCUUCGCCACAUACUCCGAUGGCCACGACGGCGGCUUCAAAUCCUCUACUUCCUCCGACAAAUCUCGCCAAGACGCAGCCGGACAGUACAUGUCUGAGAUGAGACAGCGUGGCAUAGAAACCCUAACCGAACUAAUCGAAGAUAACCGGCGUCAAAACCGGCCUUUCACCUGCGUGGUUUACACCAUGAUCCUCCUCACUUGGGUCGCUGAGCUGGCGCGUGAGUUCCACAUUCCUUCUGCUCUUCUCUGGAUCCAGCCAGUAACCAUAUUCUCCAUCUUCUACCACUACUUCAACGGCUACGCAGAUGCAAUCUCAGAGAUGGUUAUUAAUAACAACCCUUCCGGUUCUAUUAAAUUACCGUCUCUGCCACUGUUCCGUCUCCGUGAUCUUCCUACCAUCUUCGUCCCUACAAACGCAUAUUCGUUUCUUCUCCCGGCGUUUCGAGAGCAGAUAGAGUUACUGAAGCAAGAGGAAAACCCUAUGAUCCUUGUCAAUAGUUUCUAAGAGCUUGAACAAGAAGCUCUAAGUA
Brassica oleracea var. oleracea is the source of this 784-nucleotide messenger RNA. RefSeq names its product UDP-glycosyltransferase 75D1-like. The transcript has a single exon. The record is from RefSeq and is a predicted model, not a curated record. The coding region runs from base 46 to 759 and encodes 237 amino acids. Lineage: Eukaryota; Viridiplantae; Streptophyta; Magnoliopsida; Brassicales; Brassicaceae.